AUGCCGUCUGAAUCGUCCCCGAGCGAACCUGAGCGACCGCCCCCUCCAACGACUCCCCGCAAACCUCGCAAUCGCACAUCACCUGAGACUCCUCGAGCAAAAAUUAGAGCCAGCCCCGGAGAUGCGCCCCAUUCCGCUCCUGCCGCCGCUCAGGCUGGCAGGCGCAACGACUCCAAGAAACCGGAGCCUACACUUCUAACCGACUUCUUCCAUGGCAGACAAAGCGCCGCCCGCGUCGCGGCUGAUCGAAAGCGGCGUCAGAGCGUCGACGCCGUCAAGGCUGAGCUGCGUGCCAAUAUGCGCCUAGAAAUGAGGCAGAGCUCCGUCCGCAAGCUGCAACAGCCUAGCGGCGUGCGCGAACGGGUGCACCAUUGGCAACGCAAACACGGUACCACAAUGGCCACCUCCAACCCAAACUAUGCAGCCACCGAGCCUGACGACGUAGCUUUUGAUGGCGAGGAUCUGGAGAGUGUUACCGAAGAGGACCGCGUGCGAAUCAAGAUGCGUCAGAGAUCGAACCCACCUGCGCCCAAAUUUGUACCCAAUAGACCAAACCACGAUGACAACCCCGGUUCGUCUGGCCGAGACGAUGCCGCAGAAGACGACGCCAGAUCGCUUUCGCCGCCUAAGAAGCGUGUAGUAAGCGACUCUAAUUGGAUGCGCCAAAAACCCAAGAAAUCUCCUCCCCGAAAGGUGACGCCUUCAUCUUCCAAAGAAACCACACCGCAAAUAUCGAAAGCCUUUGUUCUGCACCCUACUCCAAAUCCCCCCGUUUCCAGCAAGAUUAAAGCUUGGGCUGCCAAAAUUGAGAUGCCAGACGAGUACGAAUCUGGUUCUCAGGUUGGAAGCGCGGCUAGCCGCUCGACAGCCCGCUUAAAGCCCAAAUACAAGCAGUUCGGUGACGAUGACGGCAUUCGUGUGAGUGGUUCGAAUGAUUCUUCCGUCGUUCGAGAUGACGGAAUUCGCGUUCGUCCCACCACUACUGGCUCCAAUAUUUCUUUCCCUGGUCAAACCUACCGUCCACCAACAGGUCGACGAAGCAAGAGCAUUGCAGCCUCAUCACGAUCCGCUCUAAGCAUAGAAGCGAGCGACAUCUCGUCGCCGUCGUCAGAAGGCACGAAGAAACCUGUCCGUCGACGUAGUAAGAGCAUGUCGACUGACAAGAAGGAGUCCGUCAACGAUACACCAACCAAGACAGCAUCGAAACGGCGUGCGAGAGGUCAAAGAGAUGCCAUGAGGUCAUAUCUCUCUGCGUCGGCGGCUGAAACGGAUACGUCGUCGCACCUUGGUGAUGAUGUAUCCAACCUUAGCAGCUCGCUGCGACCCGAUUCCGACAUGGACUCGAAGCUCACUGCAAAAACUCUUGCCGACAAUCUCGGCGACAUCCCAUUUGGUCACUCUGCUUUCAGUGAGCUGGAUCUCUCUGGCAGAUACCGGCCCAAGAAGCUCAACGUUGAUCGCAAGUCGAGCUUCAAGGGGGUCCCUCAUGUCUUCAAGAAGGUUGUGGAGGAAGGGAAGAAGAUCAUGAAAGACAUGAAUGAGCCACCCAGACCACAAGCCCCAAAUAAGCCCCCGAGCAUUGAAAAGUGGCUCAGCACGACUGUCGAUCCAUUCAUCGAGACUCCCAAAGAAGCGCCCGCGCCAAUCAUCAAAACGCAUCCCGCAACAGAGGAUUCUGUGACUACCCAAAACACUGCUGAAUCAAAGGUGGCAACUUCUUCAUCACCAAAAGAAGCUCCUCGCAAAUCAUCCGCCGUCAGCUCCGACGACGUCACUAGUACACUUGAAGGUUCCGAAACUCCACUACGAACUGAGACCGUUCGACGAAGGCGGGCUCAUACCGUGGGAGCGCAGAAGCGCCACUCGAAGAGACACUCUCAACCGGAACAAACAUCAGACAUAUCUUCGGCAGUUACUGACGAAACGGCAACGGAGUUGGUGGAGGAAAAAAGGGAGCCCAAGGAACACCUGCAGCAUGCAAAAGACGACACAAAAGGGUCCAGCUCGAUGGAACUUAAAAGAACACGUGCAAAGCGUGCCACGUCCUCGCCUCUCAGAAACAAGGAAGGCUUCCUUGGCAUGUUCAAGAAUGCCUUCUCCGGCGAGUCUGCGGCCUUUGCCGGACCUGGCAAGGCUUAUAGAACAGAAGAGCCCCAACGACAUGAGCUGCAUGACCAAGAAUACACCGACGACUACACCGACGGAUCUGCUUUGUCUAGCAGGGACACAGAGUCACAACUUACACAAUCCACUGCUAGUGAUCACCACGCAAACAUCCCCAGAAUGGUUGCUCCCCGACACCCUCCACCCACCAAGGGACAUCAUGAAUUGUCAACGAUCAUGUCCGAUGACGGAUCCAGUGCUGUAAGCUCGGCUCUCACAGGCUCAGAUGCUACAUCGCGGAUCACUCAAUCUACCGGGACCGAGUCAACCAUCAUGUCCAAGACCAGCCACGCUUCUCUCAAGAAGCAGCACAGCUUGGCCAAAAGACGAAUCACCAGCCAUUCCGAUCUUAUGUCGGUCCUUUCGCUUCCAGACCAAGCUGCUGUUCCCCAGAGCAUGAAGAAUAGAUCUCGACCGAGUCUCCGCCGGAAGCAAGGUGUGCCAGCGGGUUUCUCCGAAAACGAACUGUUGCAAGAAUUUGAAGACGAUGAAAAUCUUUACAACCGGGAGCUCAAGACCUUGGUCGAUGGUGUCAUUCCUGUUCUCCUGGGCGACGUCGUGAACAAUAGUGACGCUACAACACUCUUUUCUACUGGGGGAGGAAGCCAGGCUGACGCAAUUUCUAAGGCUGUUGUUGGCAUGGGUGUCGCACUCGAGAAACUGAAGAAUGCGCAUAAAAAAGCACCACUUCAAGAUAUCCGUCGCCUAGCUCACUGGGCACAUGGCGUUGUGCCAAUGUACAACAGCUACCUCAGCGCAUGGAGACUCGGCUUCCAAGAUCUAGUGGUGAAUCUCGCCCCCGCCUCAGGGAAGCCCGAUGAUGAAGACUCACUAUUAGAUGCGCUCCCAAGAAACGAGCACGGCGAUAUAAUCAAUGAAGACGGAGAAAGAGUUGCUGUCGGUUAUUUGCUGAAGCGACCUUUGGUCCGUAUCAAGCACAUGACAAAGCUCAUCAAAUGUAUCGACAGCAUUAUCAACAGCCAAGAUACUAGUCAACUCCUGCGUGAUUUUGAGAAUCUGCAAGAGAAAUCUCGACGCCGCCACCGUGAAGAGACGGCACGGAUUGAGGACGAAGAUGCGAUCAAUACGGAUGUCACAAGAUGCCGAGACAUCAGAACUUUGGGGGCCAUCACGCCUCCAGCCAUCGACCCCCAUUUGCAAGUCAAUGCAAAAGACACAUUUGCCCUAUUUUUGGCCCACUCCAAUGGACAGCGUCUGCAGUGCCGGGUCGAGCUUGUUUACCGUGACAACCCUCUUCAACCAAAGCAACCGGGCGAUCUACUUAUUCGUGAGCCAGGGGAUGGUAAAGAAGGCAGAAAAUCGUACCUCCUAUUCCCGCCAAUUCAGAUGCAUCUUUGCUCUGCCAGAACUGGCGACAGCCAUUUUGACAUGGCCAUUAUGCUCCGAGGUGUUUAUGACGGCCGCGCCUGGCAUGAGUUGCUGUUCUUGACGGCCGAUGACGAAGAUCAAAUACUCGACUGGCUAGAUCUUCUUCCCCUCAACCCAGUCCCUCUACGAGAACCGGAGCCAAGCGUUGUCGGUGAUGAUGAACCUGACAGAUUUGUCGACAUUCCAGUCGGGGUGCCUACAGUAUCAGAAUUACCUGACCGUGCGAUCCCGGCUGCUGAUAUUUUGGCUGCUAGGCCGCAGUCUCCUCUUGUCAAAUCGCCUCAGGACCCUCAAACGCCCAAAAGAGAGAGAACGGAUGCCGGUCGGGACGAGGCUCAGUCACUUUCAACGCCAGAAAGCGACCACGACAAAACUCCAACUCAGCCAACAUAUAAUGUCGAGGACUGGGACGACAGAGGCUAUCGCGAGGAGGACGACUUGCUCCCCCAGCCUCUCAAAAUCAAGAAAGCCUCCCCUCCGAGAAUACGGCGAGAUGAUGAAGCUCCUCCGCCGCCAGCCCACCGCACACUUCCGCCCACGCCUGAACAACAGCAGAAGGACCCGAAUCUGCUUGCACCGCCAGAGCCAACUGAGAGAAUUAAGCGGCGUAGAUCGUCACCUCUCAAACACGAAUACCUGCCUUCCGACGCCUCGUCUGGAGGAUCAAGCAGCCCUAGUCCGGAGCAGUCGGACGAUGACUCUUCAGACGACGACGACAUCGACAGCAUGGACAUACCAGAGACUGAGCUUGGUGUGAGCAUCCCUAACGAAGCACACCAGUCUCAAAAGGCGGAACCAAAACACGAAAGCGUACUGUCUCAGUCAGAUUAUAGUAUUACACCGUCCAAUUCGGCUUCGCAGGCCUGUGGAGUUCACCCUCCGCGCAGCACUGCAGAACAGCAAGAGAAUACUACCCGUUUUAUGGCAUCGCUCUCGCGAUGGUCUGAGAAAGGGGCGUGGAAGGAUCUCAGCAACCACCCCUGUGUUAUUGUUGUCUCUGCUGGUCUUGUCGAGGCGUAUGCUUUCCGCACCGAUAGCGAUCCGAGCAAGUCCAUCAAAUUAGACGAACAGCCACUGAUCGCUCUUGACCUCACUCCGCUUGUGCUUAUCAGACAAAGCACAGCUUUGGAUUUAGAAGUACGAUCGUCGGUUCAAAUGCACUCGCGCCUAUAUGAGAAGUGCAACGGUGGCAACUUUCGCUUCAGAUGCCACAGCGCACCUGAGUGCUUUGCGUUGUACAUGGCAGUCCACCAAGCGCGCCUCAGCAAUCAAAAAUUCAUCCAGUUGGAGAACGAGGCGCGCUUCAGAGGGUUUGGAGAGAGGCACGAGCCUGAAGAAGAUGACCGAGCUGGACGGCGCCGUAGUUGGUUCGGUCGCAAGAAUAGCUACCGCAGCUCGCCGAGAAGUGCAGCCCGCUCUCAGGACGGAGAGAGCGCCGCGCACUCAUCAACACCCUCAGCAACCAGCUUCCUUAAGCGGCUCACUCAAUCCGGGAAUUCCGCGUUCAGCCUCGAGCAUUCCUCCAUCGACCGCCAGAGCCGUGGCGGCAGCGGCCGAAAUAGCUUGUACACGUCUGGUUCCUCCUCGGCGAGCGGCGCUUCACCUCGCUCGCCAUCUGUCAGCACUGGUAACACUCCUGGACACCGCGGCUCCAUGGAUGCUGAGAACAUUCGAAUUCGACUGCAUCUCCUGGUCUCGUCUACGAAAUGGGAGGACUGCGGCAACUGCAUUCUCAAGAUCCGCAGACCCCCUCCCGGUUGGCACCAAGCACUCCUUGCCGACCACGGACUGGAAAAGCGCAUCACGGUGCAGUCCCAACCAAAGAAGGAUGAUGAAGAGCCCAAGGUAUUGCUCGACGCAGUCUUGGGCAGUGGUUGCUUUUCCGCAAUGGGAAGUCGUGGAAUCGUCUGCGGCAUCUGGGAAGAGGUGCAGGGGGCCAACGGCGUGGUUGGCAUGGUCCCUGCGAAGAGCAACCCUGGCGGUAAGAUCAAGAAGUGGUGUUUCCAGCUGUCUACGGCUGCAGAAGCUAAUUGGGUGCUGCGAAUGGUGCACCAAGAAGUUGUUCGCGCAUAA
Molecule: messenger RNA, 5625 nt
Organism: Cordyceps fumosorosea ARSEF 2679
Lineage: Eukaryota; Fungi; Ascomycota; Sordariomycetes; Hypocreales; Cordycipitaceae
Exons: 1
Coding region: 1-5625 (1874 amino acids)
Source: RefSeq, a predicted model, not a curated record